Diospyros lotus (date-plum) is the source of this 1604-nucleotide messenger RNA. RefSeq lists its product as uncharacterized. The coding region runs from base 271 to 1239 and encodes 322 amino acids. NCBI's taxonomy places the organism in Eukaryota, Viridiplantae, Streptophyta, Magnoliopsida, Ericales, Ebenaceae. The transcript has 6 exons. The record is from RefSeq and is a predicted model, not a curated record.
AGUUGAAAACCUUCUUCUCCUCCUGGCCACAGAGCAUUGACUACUACUCAUCAUCAUCAGUAGUGGUUGGACGAUUCGACUAUUCGCUUCAACAGAUAUACCUCUUAAUAUCAUAUCUUAUAAUCACUGGCAAAGCAACAAAAAAAAAGAAAGAUUUUGAUCUUGCUGCCUGAACUCCGAUCGCCGGAUGAAAUUGCCGGUGGCCGGGAACUUCAGCUGCAGGACUCAAUCCACCUGCUGAUUUACAACAAAAAUCCUUAAUUGACGGCCAUGGAUCCUCCGGCGGCAGCCGAGAAGGAGAAGGAUAGUCAGAGCAACGCGUGGCUGGGUCGCGGUGCUGGCCUUUUCUUGUCUCUCAUCGUUCUCUUGUUGCUUACGCUUUUGAUAGGGUUUGUAGCGGUUUUCAUCGAUCACUCAUGGAUUUCCAAUCCGAUCUCGGUGCUCUCCAGGUGCAAGAUAGUCUCUAGCAGUGUGGAUCUUAGGUCAUCUAAGGUCUGUGAACUUGGCCUGUUGAAUUAUAAGGCAAAGCAUGUUUUCUAUCCCUUUGAGAAAAGGAAAUUUCGAUGUCAUCAUGAUUACUAUUGGGCUUCUGUAUUCAAGAAACUCCGGUGGUGGGAGCAUCAUAAAAGUACUGGAAUAAUGUAUUUCCAUCAUCCAGAGACUCCAUCAGCUUUUAGCUUUGGGACAAAUUGUCCCGCUCAACCAACACAAAUGGAGAAGGUUGAAUACAAAGACCAUUCAGGUCAGAUGCAAGUUGCAUUCGCCGAGGCUCCAAAUGAGGCCCUUCCUGUGGAUUGCAGACCUAAUUUUGGUGUUGCGUGGUUGACCAAGGACAAAUUCAAGGUGAAUGAAACUUAUGACUGCUGGUAUACAUUUGGCCUUUCAAAAGUAAAUAUUUACCAUAAUAGUUACUUCAACUGCCAGCCCAAAGAUCCAUCGACAGCAGAGAUGCUCAAACGGUAUCUUAUCCUGUCACCAAGGAUACUAAAGUCAUGGUUUGCGAGCAGGGGAAGAGACUGGUACUGGAAGUGGGAAAUGGUAGCCGGCCUUGUGACUGGAUUUUCAACUUCCUUGAUCUCCUUGAGCCUAAUCGCAGUUGUCCAGCAAGUGAAGUCCCGUUUGCUUCUAACCUAUCUAAAGCAGGCUUGUUUAGUUGUGGCGUACUUCUCAUUUGUGGGUUGGUUGGCCUUCCAAUACGUGAAAAAGCUCGGCCUCCCAAAGAUUUUUAUGCAAAACUGAUAAAAGGUAGAGCAUUUGUGGUCUUUGCUCCUGGGAACUGGAUUCAGCAACUCCUGGAACCAAAAGAAAAUACAGCAUUGUCCUGCAAUAGGAUAGGAUGUCUCUGGGUAGAUGGCCUGUUGUGCUUAUACUCUAUACCAAGCAUGGGUUCUGGCAAUCAAGUGGGGAAACAGCAUGUACAGGCGGCUUAUGAAAUAAAAUCUUUGCAAUUUAGUGAAUGCCAGUCCAAUAGUUAAAGAGCUUUGUAAUCUUAUGGAGGCUAGCUUGACAAGAACUGCACCUUUGUUGUUGUACCUUUGAGAACCGAAUAACGAGGAAAUAUCACAUUUUGGCUUAAUAUUAUAUGAAUCCAUUGUUGACUUUCA